This is a messenger RNA of Sceloporus undulatus (fence lizard), 3483 nucleotides long. RefSeq names its product secreted frizzled related protein 4 (gene SFRP4). Gene Ontology annotation, cellular component: cytoplasm. Gene Ontology annotation, biological process: non-canonical Wnt signaling pathway; canonical Wnt signaling pathway. Gene Ontology annotation, molecular function: Wnt-protein binding. Lineage: Eukaryota; Metazoa; Chordata; Lepidosauria; Squamata; Phrynosomatidae. The record is from RefSeq and is a predicted model, not a curated record.
AUGAAAGGGGCCGGGGGGCGUGUGUCACUGGGGAGUCCCUCCCCGGGCCCCCCUGGGAGGGUGACCCUUCCGACGUCACUGGGGUUGGCUAAAACCCCUUCGCUGGCUCUUGGGCUCACGUCCUGGGUCUCCAGUAGUAGCAGCAUCAGCAUCGGAGUUGUGCCUGGAGUUUCCCGGAGCGGUGCUCGAAGAAGGCGAUGCUGUCUGGGCUGCUGCCUGCGCUGGCGCUGUGGGCUGGCUGGGGCUCUCCGUGCCUGGGCUUGGUGGGCUCCCUGCCUCCUGCGAAGGGCCUCCCCCUGCGAGCCGGUGCGGAUCCCCCUGUGCCGCCACAUGCCCGGGAACCUGACUCGGAUGCCCAACCACCUGCACCACAGCACCCAGGAGAACGCCGCCCUGGCCAUCGAGCCCUACGCCCGAGCGGGUGGCCUCGGGCUGCAGCCCCGUGUGGGCUUCUUCCUCUGCGCCAUGUUCGCCCCGCUCUGCGCCCCGGACUUCCUCCCGGAGGAGCCCAUCUGGCCCUGCCGCUCUCUCUGCCAAAGGGCCCGGCGAGGCUGCGAGCCCCUGCCGCGCUACAACCAUUCCUGGCCCCCGGCCCUGCCUGCCAGCCACCUGCCCGACUACGAGAGGCCGUCUGCAUGCAUCGCCCCCGAGGCCAUCGUCACCCACCUGCCCCCGGAAGAGGUAAAGUGGCUCGACUUGUCGGAUGAUGUGAUGCUCCAAGAGAGACCUUUGCCUGCCGAAUGUCGAAGCACCAACCAAGAUCACUGCAAGUGUCAGAAAGUGAAGCCCACGCUUGCCACCUAUCUGAACAAAAACUACAGCUAUGUUAUUCAUGCUAAAGUGAAGAGCUUGGAGAGAGGGGACUGCAAUGAAAUAACCACGAUGGUUGACGUGAAGGAAGUGCUGAAAUCUUCCACUCCCGUUCCCCGUUCCCGCAUUCCUCUCUACACUAAUUCCUCCUGCCAGUGUCCACCCCUUCUCCCAAAUCAAGAUGUCCUCAUUAUGUGUUAUGAGCAGCACUCAAGGUUGAUGCUUCUUGAUGGGUGCUCAGUUGAAAAAUGGAAGGAUCCCUUAAGCAAAAGGUUUAAGAGAUGGGAACAGCGUCUCCAAGAACAAAAGAAGCUGCAAGCAGCUCCUAAUAAAAGCCAGAAUGCUAAAAACUCUGGCCGCAGUGGAGUACUAAAACAAAACUUGAAGACAGCCAAUCCAGUCCCUGCUGGUCCCAAGAAGAUCAUUAAACUCAGAAGUGACCAGAAAGAAUUUAAUUCCAAAAAAAAUUGAAUUGCAGAUUUUCUCUAUGACAAAGCUCACAACCUGGCCAGAGCGGUGUAUGUGCAUUCCUGAAACCAUCAACGUAAACAUUUACUGCUCUAUUCCAAACAGACCUUAUUUACAACAAUUUACUCUUAAAAGAUUGUAUUUUCACAUGGUAGUAUGGGAGAAAUUUGCUUCUAUGCUGAGGUCUCUAUUGCACAUACUGUAUGCUCUAGAAGGAGCAUUUGCUCUAAUUUCCUUCUUUGUGGCAAACUCCACCAUUGUCCUUUUGUCCUGAACUAUGUCUGCUUGUGUAGUAAAAGAAACUUAUUUUUUAAACAUUCUUGGCUAGCUUUUUAAAAACAACAACAACGAAUGUUAAUUGUUGUAUAUAAUUAUGUUAACUGCAAAUGAGUGCAUACAAAAACCAGUUGAACCCAGUUUGAAAGGUUAGAACCAUUCUUGCAUAUUUACCACAUGUAAUUUUAAAAUGUAGAAUGCAAAUAUUUCAUGUUCUGAAUUGGAUUCACAGCAAAUGCCAAACCCAUCAUGGCACAGUACAAUAUUGUUUUUAAUGUUAGUUUAGCACAUUCGAAAUGUUGCUAAUAUUUUAAUCAGAAAAAUAUUUGUUCUAAUCCACAGAUCCCCAUGUAUUAAGAGACACACAUAGAUCUUUUUCAUGCUUGGGAUGUCCCAGUCAUUUCAAUAGAUGAAGUGAAUUAGCAAACAAUUUUUUAAAUGUUAUAAUUUUUAAUACACACACACACACACACUCAGAAAAUAGCAGUUCUACAUGUGGAUUGGUUCAUCUAUUUGCAAAGGAUAUGAACCAUUUGGAAACCGAGGGAUGCCUUGAGUUUCUUCUCAGGUCUUUCGGUUUCCACACCUGAAAAUAUGACUUGGUUUUACAAGCAGUUUUUUUGGAUUGAGUAAAUUCCAGUGAUUUUACAGGAUGGAUGUAAUCCAGAGACAAGCGCACAAGAGAUUGCAUGAAUGUAAUUAGUUGAACUCAAGCCGAACAUGGCCAAAGUACCAUCUAUGUUUUAAACACUGGAGAGUUUUAAAAUAUAAUCUUUGCUUGCGUCAGUGGGAGCCCUGGAGUUUAACUAUAAACAAAACAUAUUGCCAUACAUGAAUUGACAGUAGAGUGUUGAGGGACUUUUAGAAGUGUUUAGUACUAGAAUGCAUGUCUUUGUCAAAGGCAUUUCAUAAUCUCAUCUAAUUGUGAGCUAGUUUUCUUGGACAAGGAUAAACAAUAUAAUGUCUUGGCCCCUAUUUUUUAACUUGUUUACCUGUAAGCAGCAGCCACCGUGGCCUUUUCUACUGGCUAUACAAACCCUGUUUCACCCUGUUUUUAUAACAGGGGUAAGAACCUGGGACCUCCAGAUAUGCUGCAGCUUCUCCAAUUCCACACCUUUGGGCCAAUGGGACUUGUGAGCUACAGGCAUCUGAAGGGCCACAUUUCUUGCCCUGUUUGGUAGUUUUUCAUUUAGAACCAGAUGCACACAGUAAUUAUUGUUUGCUGGAUAGCUGUGCAUUACACUGAUCAGUUGUUGAAUUACAACCUUUUCUUCCCUCGUAUCCCAUGUCCAUUUAUGUUAUGCCAUACUGAUGGCCUGUGCUUUAUCCACAAAAGGUAACUGGUGGUUCAAAAGCUAUCUAUUUAUUUGGCACCCAGUUUCUCUUGUUUAAAAAAGCGAAAUCCAUUUGAAAAACUGCUCUGGGAAAGGGGAGAAGAGUUUGUACGGCUAUAAGAUAAUCCAUGGUGUUCAAAUCAGGUUUAUUUCACAUGGUAAUAUGGAAGAAAUUUUCUAAACCCACAGCGCAACCCUUAUCUGUCCCAUCUUGGAAAGAGAAAGAUAGGUCUACCCAGAGGUUAGUUGAGCAUACUUCUAGAAUACAGUGGCACUUGCUUCUUACGUCUCCCAUUUUACAGCCUGACUAAAUGCUAUUCAUGCCUAAAAAUUUUAAAUCAUCGUUAUAUUACUUUGCUAUUUUAAUAACUGUUUUAGCUCUGAUGAUACUUCUUAGCCAAUUUAAUGGACUGAAAUGUCUGCAGCCAUUUAUAACACUGCUAGUUUCUGGAAUUUUAUUUUUCUGACAAUAAAAAAUUAUUUUAUAACUUGCUUUUUUGGACAUUAAAGGGAGACAAAUGUAAAAUGAUUGUCAGCAGAGAAUUUGCACCCUUUUCUUCAUAAUGUAAGCAACCAUGAUUGACAUUCUACUGUA